This is a messenger RNA of Hydractinia symbiolongicarpus, 3902 nucleotides long. Its product is annotated as solute carrier family 12 member 2-like. The record is from RefSeq and is a predicted model, not a curated record. The transcript is spliced from 8 exons. Gene Ontology annotation, biological process: sodium ion transmembrane transport; potassium ion homeostasis; cell volume homeostasis. NCBI's taxonomy places the organism in Eukaryota, Metazoa, Cnidaria, Hydrozoa, Anthoathecata, Hydractiniidae. Gene Ontology annotation, cellular component: membrane. Gene Ontology annotation, molecular function: sodium:potassium:chloride symporter activity. The coding region runs from base 584 to 3742 and encodes 1052 amino acids.
ACUAGAUGGCCGUUGUUCAAUUGAUAUUUUUCUCGUAUGUCAAAAAGCAUUACAAUGACGUUUUAUGAACAUCCUCUCGAGUCAAAACAAAAAUACUCAGCAGCUUGUUUGUUCUGCUACACUGUUCUCAUUCCAACACGCUUUCAAACAUAUUGACCACAUUGUUGAAAUACUUGGCAUUGUAAAAAACAGUUUAUAAUAAACAGCUAUGGAUAUCUGGUCUGAAAUUCGACGAUGCAUUACUGAUAUUUAUUACCCCCGUCUUUUGUUUCCAGCCCUUAUAAUUUUACUGAUUAUGCAUUCAAAAAUGUCGCAACGCAUACUCUAUAACGAAAUUAAUUUGACGCAGUGAACGUGUUAGUUCUAUAUAAUAUUGUCAUUCACAUCUGCAAGUUUAAACAAGAUCCGCAAAGAACACAUCAUUUCUUAAAAUCGACGGCAACGAAACGUAGAAGUUCAAUGACUGUUAUUAACGACGGAGGUAAUUAACAAAUAAUCUCAUGAAUAAUGAUUUAAUGGUACAUUAACCAAAGCUUAUUUAAAUGAAAAACGCGAUUGUUGAACUUUUAUUACAUGUAAUAAGAUGUCGGACGACGAGCAAACUUCGAAUGGUGGAAUUGUUAACGUGGCAAUAGACAACGAUGAAAUUGGCGCGAAAUCUGAUGAGACGCCGAAAAGUGAAAAUUUACCACGAUUUCGAAUUAGUAUACCGACAGACCAUGAAAUGAAAAACGGAGUAAACCCGGUAUUAAACAAUAUUGAGAAUGGAGAUGAAGAAAAAAGUGAUGAAGCGGACACUGGCCAAGCAAAAGAAACAGAAAGCGAAAAACAGGACGUCGCCCUUCCAAAGCACGUCCAAAUUUCCAUCCCAGCCGAUCACAAUUACAACGACACGACGCACUUGCGAACACACACCCACAAUACGCAAACACUAGGCUAUAUGACGCAUGACGCUGUGCCACUGUCAGUAUUUUAUCGCAAUCAAGCAUCGAUUGAGAAUGUGGCAGGAAAAGACAAGAGACCAACCCUCGAACUACUUCACAAAGGCGACGGACAUGAGAACGCUAAGAAGAGACACUGGGAUGCAUCGAAGGAAGAAAAAGAUUUAGAGGAAUCCAAUGAAGAAAAACAAGCUAAACCGGUCACGAAGCUUGGCUGGAUUAAAGGGGUUCUCUUCCCUACCUUGCUAAAUAUAUGGGGUGUUAUUUUAUUCUUGCGGAUGCCAUGGAUUGUCGGACAAGCAGGAAUCGGUUAUUCAAGUGUAAUUAUUUUGUUAGCAUCCUGUGUGACCACGGUUACUGCGCUUUCCAUGUCAGCGGUUUGCACUAAUGGAGAAGUUAAAGGAGGUGGCGCCUACUACCUUAUAUCAAGAAGUCUUGGUCCCGAAUUCGGAGGAAGUAUAGGUGUAAUCUUUUCCAUCGCAAAUGCUGUUGCAGUGGCGUUGUAUCUAGUCGGUUUUGGAGAAACAGUACAAGCGGUGAUGGAAAGGUCUGGUGUCGAAAUGGUUAGCAAAACAGAUGACGUCAGAAUAAUUGGUCUAAUUGCUUUGGUGUUUAUAUUUAUAAUUACCUUGAUCGGUUUAGACUGGGUUAUACACACACAAUCAGUUCUUUUACUCUUAUUGGUAGCCGCCAUUUUGGCUGUCUCUGUGGGAACGAUUAUUCCGUCACCAAAUGAAAAUCGAGAAAAAAUCGAAUCAUACGGGUUGCCAGGCUAUUCAAUGGAUAAUUUUAAAACAAAUUUCGUUCCUGAUUAUCGCGAUGGAAAUGGCUUUUUUGAUGUGUUUGCAAUUUUCUUCCCAGCUGCUACUGGCAUCAUGGCAGGCGCAAACCUUUCAGGGGAUUUAAAAAACCCGUCAAAAGCUGUACCGCUGGGAACGUUACUUGCUAUUGGUAUGACGUCGGUGUCGUACGUCGCGUUAGCAUGGUUGCUCGGAUUCUCGACGGAACGAGACGCAAGUGGUAUAAUACCAUUCCGAAACAGCACGUUUGUCUUAAACAGUACUUGUCAAAUUGGUUCUUGCGAGUAUGGAUCCAUUAAUGAUUUACAGAUUAUGGAAAAGAUAUCCUUAUGGGGACCAUUAGUUUUAAUUGGAAUUUUUGCUGCGACUCUUUCUUCGGCUUUGGCGUCGUUAGUGAGCGCACCAAAGGUCUUUCAAGCUGUAUGCAAAGACAAAAUCUUCCCUCAUAUUGAUAUUUUUGGAAAGGAGUAUGGACGUAAUGGCGAACCGAGGAAUGGUUAUCUUCUAACAUUAGUUAUUGCUGCUGGUUUUACCGCCAUUGGUGAACUAAAUGUCAUUGCACCCAUCAUUUCUAAUUUCUUUCUAAUGGCGUACGCUCUAGUAAAUUAUUCAGUCUUUGCUUCGUCCCUUUCUAAAUCACCUGGGUGGAGACCAUCUUUCAAGUACUACAACAUGUGGAUCUCCUUCAUUGGGUUUUUACUGUGUAUAGCUAUAAUGUUUCUUAUUAAUUGGUGGGCAGCGCUGAUUACCAUCAUGUGUGUCGCCGCGUUGUAUAAAUAUGUGGACAUUAGAAAACCAAAUAUUAAUUGGGGUUCCUCUGGUCAAGCGCACACAUACUUAAAAGCUUUAAGAUUCACACGGCGUCUGGAAGAUAUUGAUGACCACGUGAAGAAUUUCCGCGUCCAGUGUCUCUGUCUGACUGGUCAGCCAUCUUUAAGACCCAAUCUUGUCCACUUUGCUUCACAUAUUACAAAACAUUUUGGUUUACUUAUCUGUGGAGAGGUUGUCGUUACCGACCAGUUGUCUCCAUCAAGUGGACAUGAAGGGAAAUGGCUAAAGAAACAUAAAAUUAAAGCAUUUCAUCAAAUCGUUCAAAGCCAGAGCAUCCGCCAGGGAGUGAACUGCAUGCUGCAAUCCAGUGGACUUGGUAAAUUAAAACCAAACACACUAAUAAUUGGCUACAUGAGUAAAUGGCAGAAAGCUUCAUUGAACAAAGUGGACGAAUACUUCCACACCAUUCACGACGCGUUUAGCUUGCGUUACGGCGUCGGCAUUUUGCGUCUACAAGAUGGCUUUGACAUUACAGACGAAGUUGUUGAUGACCAAAUUGAAGACGGCGUUGUCGACAAUCACGAGCCCGAUUGGUACACCGAAGACUGGGACGAGAAUCAAAGAGAUAACCACGGGAGUGACGGUAGUGAUCAAGCCAAGGAUGAUCACCAACCCAAUCUGCAACCACCCGAUAUCGUCAUGGAAUUUCAUAAAAAAAGGAAAGGGUAUAUUGAUGUAUGGUGGUUGUAUGACGACGGCGGUCUAACAAUACUGGUUCCGCAUAUCUUGGCACUGAGUUCACAUUGGCGCGGUUGCAAACUCCGAAUCUUUACACCGGCAUCCGAUAAAAAAAUUAAAGCUAAUCAAAUUCGAAUGGCUAACCUUUUGAAAAAAUUCCGAAUCGAUUUUUCAAGCGUUGUGGAAUUUCGAGGCAUCAAUAAGCAUCCCAAAGAGGAUAGUAUAAAAGAUUUUAAAAAAUUACGGGGAGGCGAACAUUUGGCGUCUGACGGCGUUUUAGACAAGAAAACUUUACGUCAAAUUCGUUUGGGUGAACUUCUUCAUGAGCAUUCAUCGGAAGCGAAAUUGAUCGUUUUGACGUUACCAAUACCUAAGCAAAGUUUCGUCACGUCGUUAAUGUACAUGAGUUGGCUGGAAGUAUUGUCGGCUGACUUACCCCCUGUUUUAAUGAUUCGUGGAAAUCAAACCAGUGUGUUGACGUUUUACUCGUAAAUCUUGUGAGUUCAGACAGGGGUGAAGAUGUUGACAAACAAAUUAUUUAAUUUUAUAAACAAUUCAACUUAAAAUGUAAUCUUAAUGUUCUUAAUACAAACAAAAAAAUGUAAAUAAAUCUUAAAUUCAAACAUAGCUAGGAAUUUUACAGGGCACAUAA